This is a messenger RNA of Hibiscus syriacus, 1374 nucleotides long. RefSeq lists its product as uncharacterized. The record is from RefSeq and is a predicted model, not a curated record. The coding region runs from base 1 to 1374 and encodes 457 amino acids. The transcript is spliced from 3 exons. Lineage: Eukaryota; Viridiplantae; Streptophyta; Magnoliopsida; Malvales; Malvaceae.
AUGAAAAAGAAAAGGAAAACUGGGGACUCUAAAGGGAAGGAAGAGGAAACUGUUAUACUUGAUAAAAAUAAAGUACACCAGUUUGAUAGUGGUUUAGAGUCAAGUAGAGAUGUGAAUCCAUCUCCUCAGGAACUUGAAUACCCUGAUCCUGAGUUCACUGAUUUUGAGAAGUACAGGUCAGAGAACAUUUUUGCUGUUAAUCAAGUCUGGGCUAUAUAUGACACAUUGGAUGGCAUGCCAAGAUUUUAUGCACGGGUGAAGAAGGUGUACCGUCCAGGUUUCAAGCUACAAAUUACUUGGCUAGAGCCUGACCCGGACGAGGAAAAACAGCAGAACUGGGUCGAUCUGGAUCUGCCUGUUUCUUGUGGCAAGUACCGCAAUGGGUCAUCAGAGGCAUGUGUAGAUCGUCUGAUGUUCUCCCAUCGGAUUGACCUCAUAAAACUUUCCAGUAAAUGCUUUUUUGUCUAUUCUCGGAAAGGGGAAAUUUGGGCUCUCUUCAAAGAUUGGGAUGUUAAAUGGGCUUCAGAACCAGAAAAGCAUAAGCCACCGUACCAGUUUGAUUUUGUGGAGGUUCUCACUGAUUUUGAUAAGGAAGUUGGCAUUGGGGUUGCUCAUUUGGGUAAAGUGAAAGGGUUUGUCGGUAUUUUUAGACAAACUGAAUGUGGAGUUAUCUCGUUUCAGAUUUCAUCAUUUGAGCUUUAUAGAUUUUCACAUCGAGUUCCCUCAUUAAGAAUGACUGGCAAUGAAAGAGAAGAUAUACCUGUGGGAUCUUUUGAGUUGGAUCCUGCUUCUCUUCCUACAUACCUUUUUGAGCUGGUUGAUUCUGGUGAUAUGAAGCCGAGUAAUGAGGAUGAAAGUAUCGAAGCUAAUAAGAGAUUGCAACUUGACUCAGCCCAAAGGAAGUCACCGAGAGAUUUGAGCAGCAGUCAAGCAAAUGCAAGUCAAAAUGACACUAGAGAAAAUGGCAAGAAUAAUUCAGUUUCCAACAAAAAUGAAAAGUAUGACAUUUUUGGUAAUACAGAAGGAGAUUCCUUGAAUCCGCCUGUUGGUAACAUGCAUUUACAUGAGAGGGUUAGUGGUACAGUUGAUGUUACUAAAACCUCGAGUGUCUCGACAACAAUGUCUCCUGCAAGUAAAGCUUCAAAUUUAGAGUGUUACGAUUUUAAGAGGGAGAAAUGCGAGGAUAAAUUUGCUGUUGAUCAGAUAUGGGCAUUGUAUUGCGGGGAUGGAAUGCCAAAGGAGUACGCCCAAGUUAAGAAGAUCGAAGCUACUCCUGAUUUCAGAUUGCAUGUGGCUCUGCUGGAGUUAAAAGUGGUCAAACCAAACUUGUCUCCUGUAAUGAAGUCUCGCAUCAAGUACGAGUUGAGCACAUAG